Messenger RNA from Neurospora hispaniola, 1277 nucleotides. RefSeq lists its product as uncharacterized. The transcript has a single exon. NCBI's taxonomy places the organism in Eukaryota, Fungi, Ascomycota, Sordariomycetes, Sordariales, Sordariaceae. The coding region runs from base 207 to 575 and encodes 122 amino acids. The record is from RefSeq and is a predicted model, not a curated record.
CGAUCGUGAACAAGCGUUUGUCAUUGGCAAGCUAACCAGAUUUUUGUCAAAGAGCCUGUGCAAGGUCCAGCACGUGGCAAGUACGUACCCUGUCGGCAGUUGAACUGUUCCCAUUCAGGGUCUUUGCUUCUAGUUGAGGCGUUUCCUGGAGUGGCCUACAGCAGUAGGAAACACUCAUAUGUGGGAGACGACAUUUCGAAGCUAAGAUGCGGUACUUGGACAUUGCUAUGCUGUUUUCCCGUACAUCUCCAAGUCUUGUUUCCUUGUUUCUCUUGCAGAACAUACUCUUGGCCCUAUUUUCCUGCUCUGAGGUUGGAUGUUCUAACACAUUUUCCUUAAUCUUUUUUUUUCUUUCUUUUUUUUUCCCUCCCUCAAACAACAUCACACCUUUUGUCUCAUCACAGGCUCUACACUGCAAGGUGCAAAUUCUACUUCCGUCAAGCCGAGUGUCGUUGAGAAGUAUUUGGCAUUCACUUCUGUUUCUGGUCCCUAGCAAGCCGCUUGUCCUCCCCUUCAACUUCUCAACUUUUCUAUCUUCCGUUACCUUUACUUGUCACAUCAUAUGUCGUCUCUAGCAGACACAAUUGGGAGUCCCUUUUUCUUCUAUCUACUCUUUUCCGUACAGGAAAGCGCCUUCUCGACACUCAUUUUCCAACGAUGCGGCACAUACCUUACCUACUAUCGAUCGUAGUGCCGGCGACCACCCGAUCUCCUCCCUUCAUCGAACAACGAAAAGAAAGAACAACGAAGCGAUACAACGAAGAAAGUCAAAACAAGACAUACCCGUUGAUGUGAGGAAACCUCGGUCUUUUACUCAAACUCUGUUUCACAAAAAACCAUUGUAUGAAGUAGAGUUAGGGUAACAGACAGGGUCUUUCCCUCCAGAAGGAGUCCAAGGUUAGAAAGAAAAAAAUAAAUACAAAAGAGGCUUUCUGAGAACCUAUUGUCUUCUCCAUAGACAUUCAGGUUGCAACAUGGCCUCAACAAAUGAAAGCUAUAACAGUUCACGCCCUUUUCUGUUGGUUUUAAUUAUCCUUCAUUCUUAUCUCUUCUUUGUUGCAAUUACUAGCUCCAUUUUCAUGGCGCUUCCGUUCCUGUUUCUCUAGUUAGAGAUAACUAGAAUCAUCAAAAGUUUCCACCUAGUGAUGUCGUUGGUAAGAUCUAGAUGACAGGCAUGUUCGCUUGCCUCCAGACGAAGCAGGACCUGCCUGGUACAAAACAUCUCCGCCCACCACCGUACCUCUCUAUAAAUGCAGCAUGACUAGCAUCCUGGAACC